Messenger RNA from Euleptes europaea (tarantolino), 1801 nucleotides. RefSeq names its product erb-b2 receptor tyrosine kinase 2 (gene ERBB2). The record is from RefSeq and is a predicted model, not a curated record. Bases 14 to 1801 code for a protein of 595 amino acids. The transcript has 14 exons. NCBI's taxonomy places the organism in Eukaryota, Metazoa, Chordata, Lepidosauria, Squamata, Sphaerodactylidae.
CACAGGGACAGACAUGAAGCUGCAGCAACCGUCCAGCCCGGUAAACCAUUAUGCCACUCUCCGCCGACUCUACGAGAACUGCCACGUUGUGCAAGGCAACCUGGAGAUCACCUAUCUGCCGUCUGAUGUGGACACGUCUUUUCUCAUGAACAUCCGAGAGGUUCAGGGGUACGUGCUGAUUGCCAAGAACCAUGUGCGUCACCUGCAGCUGAAGAGCCUCCUCAUCAUUCGGGGGACGCAGUUAUAUGAGGACAAAUACGCUCUGGCUGUCCUGGGAAAUGCGGAUCCCAACGAGAACGUGGGAUUGCAGGAGCUGGGCAUGUUGAAGUUGACAGAGAUUCUGAAAGGUGGAGUAAUUGUUCGUGAAAACCCACAACUGUGCUUCCAGGAGACCAUUGAGUGGAGCGACAUCUUCCACAAACACAAUAACUGGAACAACGACAUAGACAUCAGUUACGUCGGUCGCCGUCGGAUGUGCCCUGACUGCAAACGCAUCUGCCCCAAUGGCCACUGCUGGGGUGAAGCAAGGCAGAGCUGCCAGACAAUGACCAGCACGAUCUGCGCCAGCAGCUGCCCGAGGUGCAAGGGGCGGCUCCCCACAGAUUGUUGCCAUGAACAAUGUGCGGCAGGCUGCACGGGACCCAAGCACUCCGAUUGCCUGGCCUGCCUACACUUCAACCACAGCGGGAUCUGUGAGCUACACUGCCCACCCUUCUUCCACUACAUCCAGGACAACUAUGAGUCUGUUCCCAAUCCAGAUGGACGGUAUACCUUUGGAGCCACAUGUGUCACUGAAUGCCCUUAUAACUACUUGACUGCAGAGGUUGGAUCCUGUACCUUGGUGUGUCCUCAGAACAACCAGGAGGUGACGGUGGGCGGUGUUCAGAAGUGCGAGAAAUGCAGCCAGCCCUGCCCAGAAGUCUGCUAUGGCUUGGGGAUGGAUUUCCUGAAAGGAGUCCGGGCUGUCAACGCCUCCAACAUCAAGCACUUUGUCGGCUGCCCCAAGAUCUUUGGCAGCUUAACCUUUCUGAAAGAGACCUUUCUAGGGGAUCCUUCCACAAACACCCCGCCUCUGGCUCCGGAACAACUUCAAGUCUUUGAGAGCCUGAAGGAUCUAACAGGUUUCUUAUUCAUUGAAUACUGGCCAGAAAACCUCACAGACUUAAGCCCCUUCCAGAACCUCCAGGUGAUCCGGGGACGAGCACUCUAUAAUGGGGUGUACUCUCUGACUUUGCAAAACCUCUCCAUCUCUUCGCUGGGCCUGCGUUCCCUGCACGAGAUCAGCAGCGGGAUGGUGCUUGUCCACCACAACCACAACCUCUGCUUCAUCCAGAACGUGCCAUGGGAAGACAUCUUCAGAAACCCCCGACAAAUGCUCUUCCACAACGACAACAAGCUGGCGGAACAGUGUGAGCUCCACGGCCAGACCUGCUUCUCCCUUUGCUCCAAAGGGCACUGCUGGGGACCCACAGCGACCCAGUGUGUAUCGUGCAGUGGGUUUCUGCGUGGUGAGGAAUGCGUGGAGAGCUGCAACGUUCUGGAUGGGGAUAGCCGAGAACACGUCAAUGGAACGCGGUGCCUUCUGUGCCACCUGGAAUGCCUGCCCCAGAAUGGGUCGGAGACCUGCUAUGGAUCGGAGGCAGAGCAGUGCGUGGCAUGUGCCCACUAUAAAGACGGCCUCUCUUGCGUGGAGCGUUGCCCCAGCGGCGUGAAAGUUGAUGCCUCUUUUGUGCCCAUAUGGAAGUAUCCUGAUGAGGAGGGCAUCUGUCAAUUCUGCCCAGUCAACUGCACCCACUCGUGA